AUGCUCCUCCGACUCCCCGACGAACUCCUCCAGUCAAUCGCAACAUACCUUACAUCCGAGCGCGACAUAAACGCCUACUGCCAAACCAGCCGUCGAACCUACAAUCUCCUCAUCACCCAUCUCUACCAGUACAACGCCCAGCAUUCCAACAGCUAUGCCCUGUUUUGGGCUGCCGAGCACAACAGCGCACCCACAGCUCGGAAUUCGGUGCUCGUAGGUGCCAGCGCUCAGCACGCAAACCUCAACAGGGAGACUCCGCUCCUAGUGGCCUCGUCGCACGGGAGCGAUGCUGUGGUCAAGGUGCUCCUUGCGGCUGAUGGCGUUGACGUUAAUCUCAGGGGGGCCUUUGGGCGCACGCCGCUGAUUGUCGCUGCUUCUUGUGGUUUUGACGCGGUGGUGGACAUGUUGCUAACGAGACGGGACAUCGAUUUGCGCGCCAGAGACCAGGUCGGAACCUCGCCGAUUGCGCUGGCUGCAAGAAACGGGCAUGAGCGAGUUGUGACAGUACUGCUUGCUAAGGAUGGUGUGGACGCUGAUUCAAGAGAUGUGUGGGGGGCUACCCCGCUACUCGAAGCGUCGCAGAAUGGGCACACGGGGGUGGUGGCGCUCCUGCUUGAGAGCGGGAGGGUCAAUCCAAACGGCUACGAUGAGAGCGCCACGCCACUGGGAGCGGCUGCUGCGCGGGGAUACGCCAAAAUUGUGGAGCUGUUGCUCGCCGCAACCGGUGUCCAGCCCGACAACAAUAAGGCAGCGGGUCGAACACCCUUGUUCCAGGCCGCGGAGAAUGGGCAUGAGAAUGUUGUUGCCCUCUUGCUUGCUAGACGUGACGUUACUCCUGACGUAACAGAUUCUCAUGGCGUGACGCCUCUCUCCGCGGCCGCGGAGCAUGGUCAGCUAGCUGUCGUUAAGCUUCUUCUCGCCAAGAGUGAUGUUGACCCCGAGUCCAGGGAUAACUACGGUGACACGCCACUGAUUGUUGCUUCGAGAAGCGGACAUGAGGAAGUGGUGAAGGUAUUGCUUGCCGACGGACGAGCUGAUCCAAGCGCCGUAGACAGCGACGGACUGGCUGCAGCGUCUGUCGCUGCUCAGGCUGGGCAUGAGGGAGUCAUGAUGCUAUUGCUUGCCAGCAACGGUGUCGGUCUAGAUUAA
This is a messenger RNA of Aspergillus calidoustus, 1149 nucleotides long. The record is from the annotation of a GenBank genome assembly. NCBI's taxonomy places the organism in Eukaryota, Fungi, Ascomycota, Eurotiomycetes, Eurotiales, Aspergillaceae.